This is a messenger RNA of Lineus longissimus, 1545 nucleotides long. Its product is annotated as chitinase-3-like protein 1. Bases 1 to 1545 code for a protein of 514 amino acids. The record is from RefSeq and is a predicted model, not a curated record. Gene Ontology annotation, cellular component: extracellular region. Gene Ontology annotation, biological process: carbohydrate metabolic process; chitin catabolic process. Gene Ontology annotation, molecular function: chitinase activity; chitin binding. The transcript is spliced from 9 exons. Lineage: Eukaryota; Metazoa; Nemertea; Pilidiophora; Heteronemertea; Lineidae.
AUGGUCUGCUACUACACGAACUGGGCCCAGUACCGCAAUGGGGCGGGAAAGUUCCUCCCCGAGGCUGUCGAUCCAUCCCUCUGUACUCACGCCAUCUACGCCUUCGCCAAGAUCGCUAAUGGUGUCCUUACCCCGUACGAAUGGAAUGACAAGGAUACGGACUGGUCGAAGGGAAUGUACAGUCGGUUCAACGACCUGAAGAAAAUCAACCCUAGCCUGAAGACCCUCCUGGCAGUUGGCGGAUGGACCCACUCCAGCGCUGGCUUUACGGAAAUGGUGGCAACAAAAGCCUUGAGGAAGAACUUCAUUGACACCAGCAUUGCCUAUCUCAAAGAUACCGGGUUCGAUGGCCUUGAUCUGGACUGGGAGUACCCGGGAGUCAGGGGUAACAGCCCUCCAGAGGAUAAGCAGAACUUCGCUGAUUUAGCCAAAGAACUCCGUGUUGCUUUUGAGGCAGAUGCGAUCAGGACGGGAAGACCCCGCCUUCUACUUACGGCAGCAGUGGGAGUGGGGAAGGAGACAAGCGAGAAAGCUUAUGAUAUCCCUCAACUUGCCAAAUAUUUCGAUUUCAUCAAUUUGAUGACGUACGACUUGCGCGGAGCCUGGGAGAAGACCACGGGACAUCAUUCGCCACUGUAUGGGAGGAGUGGUGAAACCGGUGAUGACCAGACUUUGAAUGUGGAUUGGGCAGUUCAGUACUGGAAGUCCCAGGUCGAAGGAGCAGGAGAAUCGGCCACUAAGCUCAUCCUUGGCGCACCCACAUAUGGACGGACCUUCACCAUGCAGUCGAACACUCCCACCACUGGAAUGGGAGCUCUUGCGAGCGGCCCAGGCAGCAGUGGCCGGUACACGGGAGAGGGGGGAUUUCUGGCUUAUUAUGAGGUGUGCGAUAUGUUGAAAAACGGAGGGACGAGACUUUACAACAGCGAGCACCAGGCUCCCUACGCGAUCCAGGGUAACCAGUGGGUUGGGUACGACGAUAUAGACAGCAUGCAUAACAAGGUCAACUACAUGCAGUCGCAAGGUCUGGGAGGCAUGAUGAUAUGGUCGCUGGCCCUGGAUGACUUUACUGGGUCGUUUUGUGGUCAAGGGAGAUAUCCUCUCAUUACCGCACUAAAUCGAGCCCUGAACGGCGGUGUCCUGCCAACUCUUGGCACCUCCACCGUUAAUGUGCAAACCCUGAUCACUUCAAAACCACCACGCCCAAAUACGUCUCCGCCGAGUACCACAACAACCAAAGCGCCAACAACAACAACCAAAGCGCCAACGACAACAACCAAAGCGCCAACGACAACAACCAAAGCGCCAACAACAACAACAACCAAGGCGCCAACGACAACAACAACGGCGACCACACAAACACCAGUUUCAGGUACAAUGUUCUCCUGUGCUGGAAAAACUGAUGGCCUCUACGCCGACCCGAAGGACUGUUCAAUCUUCCACCAAUGCGCGAAUGGGCGCGAUUACGUCACUUCGUGUCCGCCUGGAACGCUGUUCAACGGUGUCAUUAUGAAUUGUGACUGGGCUACAAAUGUUUCAUGCUAA